Messenger RNA from Macrosiphum euphorbiae (potato aphid), 303 nucleotides. Lineage: Eukaryota; Metazoa; Arthropoda; Insecta; Hemiptera; Aphididae. The record is from the annotation of a GenBank genome assembly.
AUGCAAAAAUUGAAGAUUUUAGAAGUGCUGUGGUUAGCAGACGAAGCCGGCCUAUUAGACGAGCCAUCGGAGAGGAAGUAUUGGGUUCACCCAUUAAUUGAAAAUCGCGAAAAUUCUAAAAAAUUUCUAGUGUUUUUUAAUGAUUUGAGGAAAUAUCCAGAAAAGUUCUUUGACUAUUAUCGAAUGUCCAUUAAUUCAUUUGAUGAACUUUUGCAAAAAGUGCGUGAAUCAAUAUCUAAAAAUUAUACUCAACUUCGUAAUCCAAUCACUCCAGAAGAACAGUUAACAGUGACAAUAAGGUAA